Nannochloropsis gaditana CCMP526 is the source of this 639-nucleotide messenger RNA. RefSeq names its product hit-type zinc finger protein. The annotation marks the transcript as partial. The record is from RefSeq and is a predicted model, not a curated record. The transcript has a single exon.
ACCUAUAUAACAUUCAAUUAAAUAUCGUAGUCAUGAAGAAUCGUAACGACAAGAAGGCCAUGACCGCCGGUAAUGGCAAGACAGCAAUGCCUGGCUGCGAGGUAUGUUUUGUUGCCGACAAUCAGGGGAAAUACAAAUGUCCAAAUUGCCUCCUCCGCUAUUGCAGCGUUUCCUGUUAUCGAGAGCACAAGAAUGCGCCGUGUGAAAAGAAGGAGCCUGCGUCCACGGCCGCGCACGGAAGAAAGCGGGCCCGUGAAAGCACGAGGGACGACUUCUUCCCUGUCCCCUCGUCCAUUGCACGGAAGCAUCACAGCGAUUUGGCCGCAACACAGGCCGUCGACGACCAGGAAGAGGAAGAGGACGACGGGGCAUUGCUAACGGAUGACAUGCGGAAGGCGUUGAUGGGCAGUAAGUGGUUGCAGGGUGCUCUGGAAGACUCCACUUUGUGUAGUCUCUUGACGGAUAUCGACAGCGAUAGGCACCGGGCGCAGAGACUGAGCGAGGAGUUGAACAAGUAUCCUGAACUGAAAUCCUUCGUGGACCGGGUGCUGCUGGAAAUAGGUGCAUUGAAGUACGAGGAGGGUCAUCUGGUACUCACGUGAGAUGGGACGAAGGAGACGGGGCAAUGUAACAUAGCGC